AAGGAAGGGAUACUGAUCCUGAAGACUUCCGGCUGCUGUUGGAGGGACCUGACCCGAAACCCGUUCCCUGGUGGGUUGUGGGUUCGGGAGUUUAUUCAGGAUACUUGAAAUCCUAAGGGAGUGCCUACCUGCACUGCAAAUUCAUUGUACCCUAGAGGUAGAGCCAGUAGAUACUUGUGAGGAUGGCACUGGCGCUGUUGGAGGACUGGUGCCGGCUGAUGAGUGUGGAUGAUCAGAAAUCCCUGAUGGUGAUGGGGAUCCCAGUGGAGUGUGAGGAGGCUGAGAUCCAGGAGGUUCUCCAGGAGACGUUAAAGUCUCUGGGCAGGUACCGGCUGCUCGGCAAGAUAUUCAGGAAGCAGGAGAAUGCCAGCGCCGUCUUAUUGGAGCUUCUGGGGGACACUGAUGUCUCGGAGAUCCCCAGUGAGGUUCAGGGGAGGGGGGGCGUCUGGAAAGUGGUCUUUAAGACCCCUAACCAGGACGCUGAAUUUCUUGAAAGGCUGCACCUCUUUCUAGAAAAAGAGGGGCAGACAGUCUCGGGUAUGUUCCGAGCCCUUGGGCAUGAGGGCGUGUCUCCAGCCGCAGUGCCCUGCGUGUCGCCAGAGUUAUUGGCCCAGGUGGUGGGGCAGGCAGUAGCACAUGCCCCGCAGCCCCUGCUGCCCAUGCGAUACCGGAAGCUGCGGGUGUUCUCGGGCAGUGCUGUGCCCGCCCCCGAGGAGGAGCCCUUUGAAAUCUGGUUGGAACAGGCCACUGAGAUCGUCAAAGAGUGGCCGGUAGCAGAGGCAGAAAAGAAAAGGUGGCUGAUGGAAAGCCUGCGCGGCCCCGCCCUGGACCUCCUGCGCAUAUUGCAGGCAGACAAUCCUUCUGUGAGUGUGGACGAGUGUCUGGAGGCAUUCAAGCAAGUGUUUGGGAGCCUGGAGAGCCGCCGGACCUCCCAGGUGAGAUACCUGAAGACCUAUCAGGAGGAAGGAGAGAAGAUCUCCGCGUACGUGCUGCGGCUGGAGACGCUGCUCCGCAAGGCUGUGGAGAAACGCGCCAUCCCCAGGAAUAUUUCAGACCAGGUCCGCCUGGAGCAGGUGCUGGCCGGGGCGAGCCUCAGUGAGACCCUGUGGUGCAGGCUUAGGGAGCUGAAAGACCAGGGGCCGGCCCCCGGCUUCCUUGAGUUAAUGAAGGUGAUCCGGGAAGAGGAGGAGGAAGAGGCCGCUUUUGAAAAUGAGAAUACUGACGAGUCAGAUGAAGGUGAUGGCUAUGGCCACUGGCAUAAGGAGAUUGAUAACUAAAAGCUAAGUCAGAGUGAGCCUGCAGCCCGUGGGCCUGGGACUUCGCUUUACCAGGCUAAGACCUUUUCCAUGGUCUUUUCUUUAGUGACUGCGAUUAAAACCAAGGCAUUCAAGCCAAGUCUUGAUUCUUUCUGAGAAAAAAUUAAUCUGAGAGUUUCUUGGACCUUAACAUAGAUUACCAAUAAACAAAAUAUUAAAUUCCAAAUGUGAUAUAGUAACCUAAAGGAAAUGUCACGUUUCCUGUAAAUAUCCCCAAUAGACAAAGUUUGCCCAUAACAUAGAAAGCAGAAUUGACAUGAGAAAAAAGUAUCUUUUGUAACCUACCUGAAAACCUAGGGCUUUUUUUUUUCCCUGUCGGGUGAUUUUUUUUAUCGAAUCAGCAAAUUCCGUGUCCCUGAAGCAGUGAGAGGCUCUGUUCGAGGAGGUAACAGUCCUAAGGGCACAGCCAUGCUCUCAGAGAGCGACAGGCUGGUCAGGGCAGGCCUCCCAUGUGGAAGCUGAACAACCUCAUGUGUAAAUAAGUUCAUGACGCCAGUAGCAGUGCAGCUGCCAAAUGAACACAACCAUCUCCACCUUUAGGAUUCUCUCCUUUCUUGGGAAGCACUCCUCCUACCUCUGCCAGUUGUCCAGACACUGUGUUAGGCCCCGAAGACAUAACACUCUGCCUGAUCCCUGCUUUCAAGAGGUUCGCAGCGUGAGAGCGCCCUCAGGAAAGGGCGAUGUUGCAGGAGGGCAUGCUGGAGUAGCGAGCAGGCCUCUCUGGCUAGAGAAGAUUUUUAGUGCCGACAGAAGGCAAAGAGGGGAGAGGAACGCACACUUACGAGGGCCUACGUGCCAGGUGUUGUGUGCAUGUCGCAGUUAGUGUGUGCAGCAACCCAGUGCUCCGAGAUGGUAAGCCGUCUCCUCCAUAUCAAAUUGCUAACAAGUGGUGGAGCCAAGGCAAGAAUUGAGAACUCUCUGAAGCUCCAUAUUUACAAUGGAUUUCAAACCUUUUAAAUCUCUAAUAAAUAGUGGGCAGAUGCAAGUGUGUUGAUAACCACAUUUUAGCACCUAGGCAUUCAGCAACAGGCUCACUUUUGUUUUCAGGCGUUGGAGAAAAGGUUCCCUUGCACUACCUGAGCAUGUAGCUGAACUUCGCUCUCUUUUUUUCCUUUUUAUUGAAUCUAUUGGGGUAACACUGGUUAACAAAAGUAUGCAGGUUUCAGGCGCACAAGUCCACAACACAUCAUCUGCACACUGUAUUGUGUUUACCACCACAAGUCUUCAUCCAUCAACAGUUGUCUUCCCUAUACCCUCCUACAGCUCUCCCUACCACCCAACUCUUCUUAAUGUUCAUAGAUUAAGGGACCUGUAGCUUCUCAUGGGUAUUUAAAUCAAGCCCAUGCAUGCCCUUGAUGUCGAGUAUGCUGGUAGAGCGAUGACCACCAUUCUGUGAAAUGCUAGUUGAUGUAGCACAGCAUGGUAGCUCUGGGUACAACAAACUUGCUGAAAUCCUCUGAACAUCGGUUUCCUCAUCAGAAAAAUGAGAAGGUAAUGGAAUAGGGCUGUAUGUUAAGAUCAAAUGACAUAAUGCCUUUUAAGCACUUAGCAUGAUGUCUGGAGGAUAGAAAGCCCUCAAUAUAUGGAGACAUUACUAUCUCCAUGAUGCUUUUCUGCUCAAUGCAUGCUGUCUUUAUUGUUCUAACAGUUGUGCCACAGCAAGUAAAUAUGUAACCUGUGAGUCAAGUUGUGAUAACAUUGCAUUAGAAACCCUUUUAGCUCUUAUGGUAAGUGUGAGUGCUUCGUGUCUGUUACUCUGUGGAAAGUAUUCUAGCCAAUUAGACUAUUCCUAGUGAUUUGACUUUGAAACAACAUUAUAAUUUCUGAUUGUGGAUCAUUUUAACUGAAGACUACCUUACGAUUGUAAGAAAAGAAUUUUUUUAAAAAAAAGGAUCAUGUGUGAUCAUUUGCCUAAGUUAUAUUUUUCAAUACUGUUCAACCACAGUGGCAUGAUAUCACCCAGUGCAUCCUGAUUUCAUGUUUUGUACUCAUGAAAAUGCCCUCACUGUUUUUAUUUAUUGACAAUAUGUGAAGUAAACUAUUAUAAAUGUGAAGUUAUAAAAUAAAUACAUACUUAUAAAACUCUUAA
Molecule: messenger RNA, 3405 nt
Organism: Myotis davidii
Lineage: Eukaryota; Metazoa; Chordata; Mammalia; Chiroptera; Vespertilionidae
Gene: PNMA2
Product: paraneoplastic Ma antigen 2
Exons: 3
Coding region: 183-1277 (364 amino acids)
Source: RefSeq, a predicted model, not a curated record